Colossoma macropomum (tambaqui) is the source of this 5525-nucleotide messenger RNA. RefSeq names its product SMAD specific E3 ubiquitin protein ligase 2 (gene smurf2). NCBI's taxonomy places the organism in Eukaryota, Metazoa, Chordata, Actinopteri, Characiformes, Serrasalmidae. Gene Ontology annotation, biological process: ubiquitin-dependent protein catabolic process; negative regulation of BMP signaling pathway. The transcript is spliced from 20 exons. Bases 427 to 2721 code for a protein of 764 amino acids. Gene Ontology annotation, molecular function: protein binding; ubiquitin protein ligase activity. The record is from RefSeq and is a predicted model, not a curated record.
UAUGCCAGUUAGCUGUGACGAACUACGUGAGAAGGCUCCCUCGGUUGGUCCGUGACUGCCCAACUUUGCACAGGCUCUUCGUCACUCGGCCUCACUGAGGGGGAAAUAAGAACUGCUCCCCUUCAUUAGACUUAAUGCUCGGUUUCUAAAACGGAUUAUCGUCGCGUAGUUUUAUUUUUCGCUAUAUACUUUGCAGGCUAGGUAGCUACAGCUUUGAAAAUAAACUGGAUGUAAAUGCGUUGAGUGAGCUGGUCAGUGUGGACAUGGCAGCUCUAUGCACAUCCGGGCCACAGCAUAGCGACUCCAUUAUUCUCAAUUCACUGUGAAAGUAAGUGAUCCCGCUAGCACAGCGCAGAGAGGAGGGCGGACAAGCCACACGGGAGUUUUACACGGGAAUUCGGCUACAAAGCUGGAAAGCUAAGGGAGAUGUCUAAUCAAGGGGGAAGAAGAAAUGGACCCGUAAAAUUGCGUUUAACAGUGCUGUGUGCGAAGAAUCUGGCAAAGAAAGACUUCUUUCGCCUACCUGACCCCUUUGCUAAGGUGGUAGUGGACGGUUCAGGACAGUGCCACUCCACAGACACAGUCAGAAACACACUCGACCCCAAAUGGAACCAACACUAUGACUUAUACAUUGGGAAGUUGGACUCCAUCACUAUCAGCGUGUGGAACCAUAAGAAGAUCCACAAGAAGCAGGGCGCCGGCUUUCUGGGCUGUGUACGGCUCCUCUCCAACUCCAUCAACCGCCUCAAAGACACUGGCUAUCAGAGAUUGGAUCUCAACAAGUUGGGGCCUAAUGACAGUGACACAGUGAGGGGCCAGAUAGUAGUGAGUCUGCAGUCCAGAGACAGAAUUGGAACUGGUGGGCCAGUGGUAGACUGCAGUCGUCUGUUUGACAAUGACCUACCUGAUGGCUGGGAAGAAAGAAGAACCGCAUCUGGUCGAAUCCAGUACCUUAACCACAUCACACGCAGCACACAGUGGGAGAGGCCCACCAGGCCGGCAUCUGAGUACUCUAGUCCAGGUCGGCCGCUCAGCUGUCUGGUGGAUGAAAACACUCCCAUCAUGACUCCUAAUGGUGCAGCAGGAGUGGAGGCAGGUGAUCUGCGGGUUCAGGAGCGUCGGGUUCGUUCACAGAGACACAGAAAUUACAUGAGCCGAACUCAUCUUCACACCCCACCAGACCUGCCCGAGGGCUACGAGCAGCGCACCACGCAGCAGGGUCAGGUGUACUUCCUGCACACCCAGACAGGUGUCAGCACUUGGCAUGACCCCAGAGUACCCAGGGAUCUGAGUAAUGUAAAUUGUGAGGAGUUGGGGCCACUGCCUCCAGGCUGGGAGAUUAGGAACACAGCUACGGGUCGAGUUUACUUCGUGGACCACAACAACCGAACUACACAGUUUACUGACCCGCGGCUCUCUGCCAACCUGCACCUCGUCCUCAAUCCCAGUCCUAAUGGUUCCCGUGGUGCUGGUGAGGCUCCAAACAGUCGUGCAGGUCAGCUGAAAGACCAGGCCCAGUCUGCACUGUCUCCUGGUAACCUGCCUGAAGAUGCAGAGUGUCUGACUGUGCCCAAGUACAAGAGAGACCUGGUGCAGAAGCUGAAGAUCCUCCGGCAGGAGCUCUCACAGCAGCAGCCACAGGCUGGACACUGCCGCAUCGAAGUGUCCCGCGAAGAGAUCUUUGAGGAGUCGUACCGGCAGGUGAUGAAGAUGAGGCCGAAAGACUUGUGGAAGAGACUGAUGGUGAAGUUCAGAGGAGAGGAAGGACUGGAUUAUGGAGGAGUAGCCAGGGAGUGGUUAUACCUCCUGUCACAUGAGAUGUUGAAUCCAUACUACGGCCUCUUCCAGUACUCGCGGGAUGACAUCUACACUCUACAGAUCAACCCAGACUCUGCCGUCAACCCGGAACACUUGUCCUACUUCCACUUUGUGGGCCGCAUAAUGGGCAUGGCUGUGUUCCACGGCCAUUACAUAGAUGGCGGCUUUACUCUGCCCUUUUACAAGCAACUGCUGGGCAAACCCAUCACCCUGGAUGACAUGGAGUCUGUAGACCCUGACCUGCACAACAGUUUAGUCUGGAUCCUUGACAAUGACAUCACAGGGGUACUGGACCACACAUUUUGUGUAGAGCACAAUGCAUAUGGGGAGAUCAUUCAGCAUGAGCUCAAACCAAAUGGCAAGAGCAUCCCUGUAACCCAGGAGACCAAGAAGGAGUAUGUCAGGCUUUAUGUUAAUUGGCGGUUCCUGAGAGGCAUUGAGGCUCAGUUCCUGGCCCUGCAGAAAGGCUUCAAUGAGGUCAUACCACAACACCUGCUCAAGGCCUUUGAUGAGAAAGAGCUUGAGCUGAUCGUGUGUGGCCUGGGGAAGAUCGACAUAAACGACUGGAAGUCCAACACACGAUUGAAGCACUGCACACCAGACAGCAACAUCGUGAAGUGGUUCUGGCGAGCUGUUGAGUCAUUCGAUGAGGAGCGGAGAGCCCGACUGCUGCAGUUCGUCACCGGCUCCUCCAGAGUGCCGCUGCAGGGCUUCAAAGCUUUACAAGGAGCUGCAGGCCCGCGUCUCUUCACCAUCCAUCAGAUUGAUGCCAGCACCGAUAACCUCCCCAAGGCCCACACAUGCUUCAACCGCAUUGACAUUCCUCCAUACGAGCACUAUGACAAGCUCUACGACAAACUUCUAACAGCCAUUGAGGAGACUUGUGGCUUUGCCGUGGAGUGAUUGGCCUGCAUUUAGUGGAUGAGCUGUUUUGUGGGAGGAGUUGACCCGUCACUCUACCCCAAGGGGGGUGGCCUAUGGUUCAGCAGCACCGCCCCUGUCAUCAGAAGCAGGGACAGGACUAGGAAUAGGAUGAUGAGAGGGAUGGAAUAUUUUGCAGCACUCUAUGCCUAAUUCAGCUACAUGGGUUUUUUUUCUGCUUCCCUGCAUAUUUUUUUGUUUUGUUUUGUUUUUUAAGACAAAAAUGGACUUUUUUUCAGCUGCUAGUAACUCUUGACUUUUUACCAUUUUUUGGAACAUGUGUAAAUGACUGCUCUUCCUCUUGUGUUUUUUAGCAUUAAGAAAAAAGAUAUAGACAGUAUUUCAUGUAGCGUCUGUACCAACUGACUGAGGAGAAAGGAGGGACACUGGUGGGGUGCCAACAGAGCACUCCUGCAUAAGCUAACAGAGUAGCACUACUGCCCUUACUGAAGACAAGUGGAAGAUGCCAGUGUCGACAAAGGACUACACGCAAUGGUGUUUGUUUGCCAGGUGGACUUGGAAGCCCUUGUAGCAGGUCCUAGUCUUCUGAAGUAGAACAGGGUGUGAUACUCUAAUAUCUUGUUGCAUGGUGGACAUUUGGGGCCCGACAUGCCAUUGCAAGCUACAAAGGAGCUCUAAUGAGGGCUCUCAUUUAGGGCCCUAGUGCAAGUGCCCUGCUGGCCACUGUUAAGCCCAUAAACACCAGAAACCAUCACAACUACCUGUGCUCCAUUCCGUAAAACCAGUCUCAUCAGCAGUCUGAUGUAUAAGCUUCUUUGAAAUGAAUGAAUGAAUGAUCGCUUGAUGGAUUGAUUGAGUGUUAUUUUUAUAGGACACGGGGGAAACAUGUAGAAAUGAACAACCAAAUUAUAUAGAAUUAUAAUUUAUUACCCUUAUUUACCCACUAUAAACUUGUGUUCUCCAGAGCAAAAAAAAAAUGAAGUGGAACAUGUACACUGCUUUGCCAUGGAUGACUUAACAGGUGGCAGUUCAAAGAAAGGAAAGGUGAUAUGAAUGUUUUAAGGAACCCAUCUCCUUUAGUGCCAUUUAUUUUUUAAAACGCAUGAUUUGACAUCAUCAGACCUGAACAUCCUAACGGCUAACUAAAGGUAUGUCUAUGCGCAUGUAUGAUGGAUUUCAUUUUGUACCCUUCAGUCAUGGAAUCUCUGUUUCUUAUUGACCCCAAAAAGAAUGAUAAGGCUACAUUAAGGUGUGGUUCCUGUAUUGAGUAUCAACACUAAUAUUGCCUGCUAUGACUCACAGGAAACAAAAGGCAUAAUUAAAUUUUACUAUUUUUUACUGUAUCUGAUACUCUUAAGAUUAAGAUUGAGACCCUUAUUAGUCCCACAAUGGGGAAAUUUCACCUCCACAAUCUAACCCAUUCGUUACACCACAUACACACUAGUGAACACACACACUAGGGGGCAGUGAGCACACUGCCCAGGGUGGUGGGCAGCCCUAUCCGCAGUGCCCGGGGAGCAGUUGGGGGUUAGGUGCCUUGCUCAAGGGCACCUCAGUCACGUACUGUUGGCUCAGGGGAUCGAACCAGUGACCUUUCGGUCACAAGGCUUGUUCCCUAACCUCCACCCAACAACUCCCCCCUCUUGUAUAGUUACUUAAAUUAUAUCGGUGAGCAGACAUUUAAUUACGCUACAGGGUGAGCAAUGGUGAAGUAAUCCAAGUUUAAAGGUUCAAACACAAACAAAAAUAGAUGACGCUGACAUUUAGAACAUGGCUACAGCGGAUUUUAGCCAUUUUGUCCUUCUGCUUCAAGGGGACUGUAGCCGCAGUACCUGACUAUGAAUUACUUUGGACAAAAGUGUCCGUUAAAUGACUAAAUCUCAAAUGUGUCACCAGUUAUACCCAAACGCCUUGAAAACCGUUUGUAUUAUUUUAAAUGUGUAGCCUCAGACAUAGUGCAACACCUUUUUUUUUUUUUUGAUACUUUCCAGCUUCAUUCUAGGACUCACAAGCAACAUAUUUGAUUCUUAAACAACGGCUUGAAUUUUUAGCUGUCCUCUCUAGUAAAAAAGUCUCCAUCAUAUUUAUUUUAUUUCAUAAGCUCAUGUUAGAUGGUUGAAUGUUUGAGAUGAUACUUGUCUAUAGCAAUCCUCUAUGACCAUGGACUGUUGUUAAAAUUUGCAUAUGCUGAAAAUGAAUUACACUUCUCGUUGUAUUACUUUUUUUUAUAAACUGAGUGUGGAAAAAAAAAGUGGAAAAAAUAAUCUCUGGAUAAAGUGAUUAUCCUGAAGUUAUCCUGAAAAGGUGCUUUGUACAGUAAUAGAAUAUUGUCCUUAUACAGUUGGCCAUGUGGAUCACAGAAAUCUGUCAUAUAUCUUUAACUUAAAUAGAAAGAUAUAAAAAGACAUUGGGGGAAAAUACAUUUUUGCACACAUGCAGACUGUAAUUGUUGUAAAUAAUAGGCAAAAAAAAAUUCUAUUUACCGAACUCUUUAUGAACGGAAUGAAUUUUUUUAAAUGUAUUUCAUUUACUUUCAAGUCCAGUGCACACAUACAGACUCUCUUCUCAUCAUUUUUUGUUUUCUUCUCUUUACUCAGCGUCACUCUUUUGUUGUACAGCUGCCUCCAGGACGUUGGACUGGAUGUUGUUUUGGCAUGUUAAAAUUCGAGAGGCGCCUCUGGUUUAUUUUAGCAUGACUUACUAGCAGGACUAUAUCUCAUAGUUGACAGGUGCAAUUUGUUUAAUGUAACACACUAUCAUUUUUUGUAAGAGUAUUUUAUUUUUGUGUGUAAUUAGUUCUGAUUAAACUGGCUUUUGGCACCAAC